Messenger RNA from Botrytis fragariae, 312 nucleotides. RefSeq lists its product as uncharacterized. The coding region runs from base 1 to 312 and encodes 103 amino acids. The record is from RefSeq and is a predicted model, not a curated record. The transcript has 2 exons. NCBI's taxonomy places the organism in Eukaryota, Fungi, Ascomycota, Leotiomycetes, Helotiales, Sclerotiniaceae.
AUGUCCGAAGAUGUUGGAAUACUGCUGAUUCGAGCAUCUGGGGUGGACUUUUUGGUAUGCAUUUUGGAUCUCGGGUUUAGGCAUUUUGGAUCUGGUUCGAAGAGGGUGGAUUCCACUCGUGAAAGGGCCGGGUCUUGCUGUAUGAGUAUUGAGCUAGAUUUAUUUAGGAGACUGGCGCGUUUAUUGAUAGGAAGUAUGAUAUCAUAUGGACUGUUGAGAAAGGCCGAGAAGAGUGCAUUUGGAAUAAAGCUCAACGGAGGAGGAAUAUUUCCGGCUGUUGGAGCAUUUAUAUUUGUACUUGCCUCCUCAUAA